This is a messenger RNA of Neoarthrinium moseri, 2139 nucleotides long. RefSeq lists its product as uncharacterized. The transcript has 3 exons. The record is from RefSeq and is a predicted model, not a curated record. The coding region runs from base 1 to 2139 and encodes 712 amino acids. Lineage: Eukaryota; Fungi; Ascomycota; Sordariomycetes; Amphisphaeriales; Apiosporaceae.
AUGGCGGGCUUGCUUUCGGAGAGUUUCCUGUUCGGGCUCGGCGUGUUGCACUUAUUCUCUGAUUCCUUUUUGGUUCACGCAACUUCCUAUCAAAUCUCGGCCAGCGGAAUCUCUAUCCUUACUCAAAACUAUCUUGAUGGCGAGUGCGCACCAAACAACGGCACAGCAGCGAUACUCGUUCACAAGCCAGAGGCAUUCUCCGUAGCAAGUCAGAGUUGCGCACAGUUGAGCGAACGUCUCUGGGAUCCUUCCGCGGCCGAUUUCAAUGCUGGUCUCAAUAGCUCUAUUUCAACGCUUGUGUACAACAGCCAAAUCUCGGCCGAACAGCUACUUUGGGUAGCCCAGGAAAGAGGGAACAACAGCAUUUGUCAGGGCAUUGAUACGACGGGUCACGUUUUUCCGGUUGAUUGUACGGAGCAAUUGCCGGCACUAUGCACGCAAAGCGCACCAAUAUCGAACUCUUCAUACUCAGACAACUCAACUUUAUGGCAAAUCACACAUCCUGUUGCGCAAUCCACUUUUACCGGAUACCGUGACUAUCACACAUGGAAGUUUCGGGGGUUGCGGUAUGCUAAGAAACCUGAUCGCUUCACAUAUUCCUCUGUCUUUCUUGAAACCGGCAACAUAUCUGCCAUCACCGCUGGAGCCGACUGCGUACAGCCAAUAGGGGAAGUCAAAUCAGGAAGUAGUGAGGACUGCUUGUUCCUCAAUGUCUGGACUCCGUUUCUACCGCCGACGAUCAGUUUGGGGAGAAAUCCAGCCCUAGAAGCAGAAUCAACUUACUUGAAACCCGUCAUGGUGUACCUGUACGGUGGAGGGUUCACCAGUGGCUCCGGCAAGAACCCGAAUACCGAUGGCACCAACCUGGCAUCGCGAGGUGACGCGGUCGUUGUCUCUGUGAAUUACAGGGUGGGUAACGUUGGCUUUCUCGCCUUUCCAGACGGCAUCCACAAUGGAAACUAUGCCAUCUCAGACAUGGUUACAGCGCUUGAGUGGGUACAAAAGUACAUUCAAUACUUCGGAGGGGAUGCUAGUCGCGUGACAUUGUUUGGCGAAUCCGCCGGGGCACAGGGCACGCACAUCUUACUAGGAUCUCCCAAGGCCCAGGGACUCUUUCAUCGCGCCAUCAUGCAGUCUGACCCGCAGGGCUAUCCGAAUGGGAGCAACUUCCGAUGGAUGCAGUACGCAACAGUUGAAGAUGCCUACCGCGAUAGAACAAGAAAAGUUCUGAACGAAACCGGUUGCCUCAAUGCAACUGAUCAGGUCGCGUGUCUCAGUAAAAUAGACGGAUUUGAUCUAGUGAAUCUCAGCACCAACGCAAACGGUGCUGUUGUCGAUGGCAUCUAUCUCCAAAACCACGAGCUUGUUGUCAACAAGACCGGAAUAGCGUCGAACGUGUCCAUAAUGACGGGGACAAACCGUGACGAAUCGGGCGUUCUCAUCGAUGCCGACGCUUACCCACAAAACGGCACCUCAUUCAGUGACUAUUUCCGAGAGCACGUCGGAAACGGGCUCAACCUAGCCGAUAACUAUUCCCUAGCUAUAUCUCCUGGUCCAUUCUCGUUGACAAACUUUUCCUCCCCUGAAGCUAUCUUGAAUGCGUCUCUCCGCAUAGCAUCUGAUGGCGAAUUCACCUGCUUUGACCUGGCCAAGGCAUACUCAGGAGCCAAGCAUAAAGCUUUCCAGUCAACCUACGUCUUCCAGUUCAAUCGCACUUAUAAUCCCUCAGGAUACACACGGACGUGGUGCGACGCGCCAAAGACAUCGAGCCGGCCUCACGGGGAUCCAGACGGAGCGUACUAUAAAUGCCAUGCAGGCGAGCAGACCAUUGUGUUUGGAAAUGUCAGGAGGUCUGGACAGAUAGAUCGUGAUGGCUUUGACGUGCCAUUCUCACAACUCGUAGUAGACUACUGGAGUUCCUUUGCCCGCACAGGCAAUCCGAACCCAGAUAAGGCAUAUUUGCGGGCCAGGGACUAUCACACAACUCUGGCGCAAGUCGAAACCGCUGGUCCUUGGGAGCCCGUGCAUGCAGAGCAGCCGACCAUGAGAGUGCUGCAGUGGAACGGCAUGCAAGUGCCGUUCGUGGAAUCUGAGCAAUGCAAAGCAAUUGGAAUACCUCUGGAGAUCUUGGAGAAGUAA